AUGGUAGACAUUCCAAAGUCUAUUUCCCAGUCUACUUCCCAGUCUGCUUCCCAGCCUACUUUCCAGCCUACUUCCACUAUCGACUCUCAAACGUCCUCACAAUCUAUACAAGAGAAAAAACACAAAAAGAAAAGGAUCCAACUUCUUUCUAAGGAUGUUGAUUCAGCUAGGGAGCGCUUGCUCGCUUUACCACAAGUAGAAGAACAUGGAGAAUACACGGGAUCAAGCGAAAUCAUUUUAAAAGAAAAUGUUUCUCUCGAAGAAUAUCUUGAUUAUCGUGACAAGAACCCAAAUCUUUCAGUUCGCGUAUAUUUACAUGAUGGAAGAAUCAAGGCAUAUGAAGUUCCUUUAACCCCCCAUGCAAUGGUAUCAGCAGUCAUUAAGAUAUUGAUGGGCAGAUGGAAUUAUCAUGACUUGGAAUAUGGAGAUGGUUCAAAUAUGAUUGUAGGGCAAAAUAGUGCGAAGGAGCCUGACUCUUGGAUCCGACCAGUAAAGCGUCGUCGAAGUAUGCCUUAUAAAGCAAUGGACAGAUUUGGGGGCGCGUAUCCAACGAUGAUAGUCGAAGUUGGUUACACACAGAGCCUUCCUGACUUGCAUCAGAAAGUAGCACUUUAUUUUUCCCAAGCAACAUCAAUUCAAAUCGUGUUGACUAUUAAAAUAUUUGAUCUUCGUGCAGAUAAUACUCUUGCACUAAUUGCCAUGUUAUACCUUCGUACAGAUCAAAAUCCUCUGAUCCCGGUCAAAGUUAUAUCUUUUGGGAAGGCAGAUCCUGUGCAAUCAACCGUGAACUAUAUCAUUAAUACUAUGAAUGUGCCUCCUAAUAAUUUUAUUGGUGUUGGACGCACCGUAAAUGAUGUUAAUUGUCUUCCUUGUGAUAGGGCUGGUAUUCCAAUAUACCAAAUGAACAUUCCUGCAGCAGAGCUUUUCGAUGGAGACCCUAAUGGCGUUCCCAUGGCUGCGGCUGGAGGAUUUAAUCUUGAUCUCUGGGAAGUUCAAGUUAAAUCACUAAAGGGAUUCAAUUUUGUUGUUUGA
Molecule: messenger RNA, 1032 nt
Organism: Funneliformis geosporum
Lineage: Eukaryota; Fungi; Glomeromycota; Glomeromycetes; Glomerales; Glomeraceae
Source: the annotation of a GenBank genome assembly